AAUAAAUGCAAAUGUUAUUAGUAUAAAACUUAAAUCUAUAAUCAUGCAACGUCCACCACCAAUUCCUAUAUUAAAUCGUCAUUCAAUGGAAUAUAAAUCAGGAGGAAAUUUAUUAAAUUCUAUUACACCAUGUAAAGAAUAUUAUACACAUGAUUCAUAUGGAAAAUCUAAAUAUUGUAUUGAAGUUGAUUUACAAGGUUAUCCAGCAGAAAGUAUACAAAUUACAAGACAAUUACAAGAUGUUACAAUAAGUUUAAAUCAUGAAGAGAUUAAACCAACUGGUGAAAAAUAUAAACAAGAAUUUAGACGUGAAAUUCAAUUACCACAAUCUGUUGAUUUAAAUACAUUAAAAAGUACUAUUUUAAAUAAAAAUACAUUAUUAUUAUAUGCUGAUGUAAAUAAACGUGAACAACCAAUUUUAAAAAGUUCACAAAUGAGUCCUAAUUUAAAACGUCAUAUUAAUUGGGGAUUAUCAUGUUCACCACCAUUACGUAAUUCAAUAUUAGAUUCACCUAGAUUACGUACAUCAUUUUCUAGUGAAACACGACAUCGUAAUUCAUCAUUUACAAAUUUACCAAAUGAUUUUAAUAAAUCAUUUCAUAUUAAAAAACAUAAUUUAUCAAAUUAUCAAAAUAUACAACGAAUACCAAAUCAAUAUCAUAGAAGUAAUUCUUUUAUAAAAUCAGAACCAAUUAAUAUACCUGUACGUGUUGAAAUGAAUCAAAAUCAUAAUCAAUUUACUCCUAUGAAUAAUGUACAAAAUAUUCAUGUAGAAAUAACAAAAAAUCAACCAAAUCAUUUGAAACAAUUUUCUAGACAAUCAAUUUUAAAUCAUAAUCAAUCUCAAUCACAAUUUCCACAGAUUAAUCAUACUACUACUACUAAUAGUAAUAAUAAUUAUUAUUAUCAAAAUGAACAUAAAUUACUGAAUAAUAAUAGUACAAUAAAAUCUCAACGUCCAUUACAUAUACUACCAGUUACAAAUAAUAUCGAUGAAAAUGAUUCUAUAAACAAUAUAUCAAUACAAAAUAAUUAUAAUAAUGUUAUAAAUCGUUUAAAUAAUCAUACUACAGCAACAACAACAACAAUGAAUACUACUAACAAUAAUAUAAAUAGUACUAAUCAUUUGACUAAACCUAUGAAAUUUUAUACACAAAGUAUGAAAGUUGGCUUAGAUGUAAAACCGGAAGAUUUAAAUAUUCAUUUAAAAAAUGGUUUAUUAACAAUUAUGAUUAAACAAAAAGGUAAUAAUAUUGAAAAUAAUCAACAAACUAAAAUUGCCCGUGAAUUUCUACAUGAAAAUACUAUACCAAUUAAUGUUGAUCAAAAUAAAUUAACAGCAAAAUUAGAUAGAGGUAUAUUAAUUUGGGAAGCACCAUAUAUGACAACAUCAUCAACUAUAACAACAUUAACAAAUGAUUUAAUUGAUAUUCCAGGAUAAAUGAUACUAACUAUACUACUAAUAAUACUACUAUCACUACUACUACUACUAAUAAUAAUAAUAAUCGUACUUAUACUAUGUAAAAAAUGAACAUAUUUAAUGAAAACAGAGAUUACUAGAAGAUAAUGAAUAGAUUUAUUUAAGUUUAUUCUUUCUUUUUUUUAAAAAAAUGUAUUUUACGCCUUUCUUUGUUUGUUCUGUUUUGUUUUCCUGAAAGAUUCAUUUAUUUUAUGUGAAAAAGAAUACACUAUUAAUAUUAAUCUGAACAUAAAAUCGAUUAUAUUGUAUAUUUAUUGAAGUGAAUUUUUCUAUUCAUUAAUGAACCAGCAACAAAAAAAGAAAGAAAAAAAAAGAGAUCAGAAUCAUUGUUUAUUCAUUUAUUUAUUUAUUUAUUUUAUUCUUGUCAAAUAUUUUAGUCUCAUUCAGAUAUGUUUAUAAUAUGUAUUAAUAAUAAUAAUAAUAAUCAUAAUAAUGGGCAUG
This is a messenger RNA of Schistosoma margrebowiei, 1921 nucleotides long. The record is from the annotation of a GenBank genome assembly. Lineage: Eukaryota; Metazoa; Platyhelminthes; Trematoda; Strigeidida; Schistosomatidae.